This is a messenger RNA of Anopheles marshallii, 3660 nucleotides long. Its product is annotated as protein grainyhead-like. The record is from RefSeq and is a predicted model, not a curated record. Gene Ontology annotation, biological process: regulation of transcription by RNA polymerase II. Bases 1 to 3660 code for a protein of 1219 amino acids. Gene Ontology annotation, cellular component: nucleus. Lineage: Eukaryota; Metazoa; Arthropoda; Insecta; Diptera; Culicidae. Gene Ontology annotation, molecular function: RNA polymerase II cis-regulatory region sequence-specific DNA binding; DNA-binding transcription activator activity, RNA polymerase II-specific. The transcript is spliced from 16 exons.
AUGUCUGCAUCGCCUGAAAUGCAUCAUCAACAUCAACAGCUUCAACAGGAAGCUACUGCACCACUAUCUGGCGAUAUGAAACCCACUAAUGCCGAAGGGACUCCUUCACCAGAGCUCGCCACUAUGACAAACGUAAGCGUGCUGGAUCUGCACAAGGAUUACAAUGGUGGUGCCGGAGUUAGUCCCAAUGGAGCAGCCACCGGUGCCGGCACAGUGACUUCACCACACAUCGUUCAUGAUGGUGCCACCGAUAUGAGUCUGCCGGAUGAUGGAACGACGGAGAAAGUGUACGAUAAGGAGACAAACACUGUAUAUGUCUAUACAACAGCCGGUGGGACGGCAGGACAUAAGCUGGCUGCGAAUGCACAUCAUCAUCAGCUGACUACGAUCGUACACGGUCAGCAGCAGCAACAGCAGCAGCAAAUGCACUCACCAGAUCAGAUGCAUCCGAGUGAACAUCAUGCAGUCGCCGAUCAGAAUCUGCUCCAUGCACGGUUGAUCCAGCAACAGCAACAGUCAGCGGAUGAGCAACAGCAGCACUUGCAGCGGAUGUCUCCUGGCGAGCAACAUCAGCAGCAUCAUCAACAUCAACAAGUGCACCCAGACGAAGGUGGUAUCAUCGAUGGGCAUCGUUUGUUGCCGGCGACAAUAAACGGCAACGACGGUGGUUCAGGUGAUACGCAACAACAUCAUCACCAUCACAUUGGCAGAAUGUCGCCCGAGGAGCAGCAGGGCGGUGUACGGUUGCUCGAGGACAGUCACAUCCAGCGGCUGCUCGGCAAUCAGGAAAUUAUCAGUCGUGACAUCAUAAACGGUGAACAUCACAUCAUAACGCGCAACGAAAACGGUGAGACGAUCCUGACGCGCAUUGCCAUCUCGACCGCCGACCAGCUACUGAACCGAAUGGAUAAUAGUAUCAUCUACACGACGACCAGCGGUGCCGGUGGUGGUACCGGUGCGGUCGGUGUAGGGCCACAGGAACAGCUGCCGACCACGGUGCUACAGUACGAGAAGGACGUGGAGGACAAGCAUCAGCAGCCGCAGCAGCAGCACCAUGGCCAUCCGCACGGUGCUCACGCGCAUCAACCGCAGACGAUCUACGCUACGGCCGGUGGACAGCCGGACCAGACCCAGACGAAGCAGAUCGUGUACACGCUCGGUGGCGGUGAACCGAAGAACGUUAUCUACGGCGAUCCGAAGGCGGCUAUGCCACAUUUCGAGACGGUACCGGGGACCGGUGGUGGUGGUAGCGGUGGUGGCGGUGGACCCGGAUCGGGCGAAGAAGAUAAACCUCAGAUCGACUACGUUUACAACGAGGGCAACAAAACGGUGAUCUAUACCGACCAGAAGGGGCUGGAAAGUUUGUACGCAAACAAUGAGCUCGGCUUGAUCGAUGGUACGCAGAUUGUGGUGCAGGGCAAUCUGCAGUAUACGCAGCAACAGGGACCGGAAGGUACGACGGUGUACGUGGUGUCCUCGGAUAUGAACCCGGAAGAUAUUAGCGGCCUUCAGCAAAGCACCAACUCGGGCGCCAAGCUUAAUGGACAGACACUGCAAGCAAUGGAUCUGCUGCUUGGUGCACAUCCAUCAACACAGGCGAUCAACGUGAAGCGUGAGCCGGAAGAUCUGCGCAAGGAGCCGAAAAAUCCUCGCAGCCAGAAGGUAUCGUCGCCUUCGGUGCACAUUAAAGAACCUCCACCCAGCCCUGGAAGUCCUUCAACGGAAACCAUGUAUGCUGCCCCCGGCAGCACGCAGAUCUACCUGCAGGGUCCUUCCCAUCAGAAUAGUACAGCGGCAACGGCAAGCUCCAAUGUGAAUACCAACUCGCCCAGUCCCAGCUCUUACGCACAGUAUGAUAUGUAUCCGCCGAAUAGACUUGGCCCUGGUGGAUCAGCGUUCAUCACAGAGCCGUACACGUACCGUGAAUAUUUCGACAACCAGGGUUACGCACCGGCCCGGACCAUCUACGGUACGGCACCCGACUCGGAAGGUCCACAGCCAGCCACAACGUACGAGGGUCGCUUCACAAAGACCGGUUCGAUCUACACCAAGACGAUCACGUCGGCCGGCCUGACGGUGGAUCUGCCGAGCCCGGAUUCGGGCAUCGGUGCGGAUGCGAUUACACCGCGCGACCAGAACAACGUCCAGCAGCAGUUUGACUAUGCGGAACCGUGCCAGGCACCGAUCGGUAUGGUCGAUCCGAACGCCGCCGGCCAUAUACCCGCCUGUGUGGCCAAUCUGCAGCGCAAUCUAACGAUCAACGGUAGCCAACCGAGUCCGACCACAUCGCUGGGCGGUUCGUCGACGGCGGCCGCCGUUGCGGGGCCCGGUGCCGCGACGGCACCCCGUUCCCGACCCUGGCACGACUUCGGUCGACAGAAUGAUGCUGACAAAGUUCAGAUACCAAAAAUAUACACGGACGUUGGCUUCAAGUACUAUCUGGAAAGUCCGAUCAGCUCGUCCCAGCGCCGGGAAGACGACCGGAUAACGUACAUCAACAAGGGACAGUUCUACGGCAUUACGCUCGAAUAUGUGCACGAUCCGGACAAGCCGCUUAAAAAUCAAACCGUCAAGAGCGUCAUCAUGCUGCUGUUCCGCGAGGAGAAAAGCCCGGAGGAUGAAAUUAAAGCCUGGCAGUUCUGGCACAGUCGGCAGCAUUCGGUAAAGCAGAGAAUAUUAGAUGCCGACACGAAAAACUCCGUCGGUUUGGCCGGUUGCAUCGAGGAAGUAUCGCACAACGCAAUCGCCGUGUACUGGAAUCCUCUCGAGAGCUCUGCCAAGAUCAACGUCGCCGUCCAGUGUCUGAGUACGGAUUUCAGCAGUCAAAAGGGUGUUAAGGGAUUACCGCUUCACCUUCAAAUCGAUACGUUCGAAGAUCCCCGCGAUACGAGCGUUUUCCAUCGGGGUUACUGUCAAAUCAAAGUCUUUUGUGAUAAGGGUGCCGAACGGAAGACACGCGAUGAAGAACGACGAGCAGCAAAGCGCAAGAUGACCGCUACUGGACGGAAAAAGCUGGACGAACUGUAUCACCCGGUGGUCGAUCGGUCCGAGUUCUACGGCAUGAGCGAUCUAUUGAAACCGCCAGUGCUUUUCUCACCCUCGGAGGACAUCGAUAAGCUAACAUCCAUGGAUAUGCAGUUCUACGGUCACGAUGCCGACUCUCUCUCCGGUACCUCUGACAACGUCAAGUCGCCCUUCCUGCUGCACGCCAACAAACCGGCCACACCAACGCUGAAGUUCCACAAUCACUUCCCACCGGACGUACCGACUGACAAAAAAGAUCCGAGCAUCAUCAUGGACGGUUCGCUGGUGUCAAACCCGAUGGUCGACUUUACGCCACAGAUCAAACGUCAGCGAAUGACACCGCCGCUUAGUGAACGGGUUAUGUUGUACGUGCGCCAGGACAAUGAGGACGUCUAUACGCCCCUUCACGUCGUUCCGCCUAGUACGGUCGGGUUGCUAAAUGCGAUUGAAAAUAAAUUCAAAAUUUCCUCGUCGAGAAUUAACACUAUUUAUCGCAAAAAUAAGAAAGGAAUUACGGCGAGAAUUGAUGACGACAUGAUCAGACACUACUGCAACGAGGACAUCUUCAUCCUGGAAGUCCAACGGUACGAGGAGGACCUAUACGACAUCACGUUAACGGAGCUGCCAACGCACUAG